AUGGCAGGGAAGGGGAAACGGUCGGAUUCCGACACUAGAGACAGACGGGUUUUCAAUAAGCAACCCUGGGUCCGAAAGGGGUUCCAGUCAUAUGUGGACCCGGGGUUUGAUAGGACAGGAGAACUGAGCGACGCCCGCUGCGGGACAACGGAGACUGGAGGCAGGACUGAGGAUCCUCGGGACAAGGCUGAACAAGACCCGCCUACUAACCUUUCGUGUGCAGCAGAGGAAGGCGUGGCUCUGGGGAGCUGCGUUGCUGAUGGGCGGAGACUUCCUUGGAGACUGGAGGCAGGACUGAGGAUCCUCGGGACAAGGCUGAACAAGACCCGCCUACUAACCUUUCGUGUGCAGCAGAGGAAGGCGUGGCUCUGGGGAGCUGCGUUGCUGAUGGGCGGAGACUUCCUGGAGGGGAGGGAGGGAGGGAGAAUUGCCCGCCUUCUGGAACGGGCUGCCCUGCGCGUGGGGUGCCCGCGCAAAUCGCAGGUGUCCUCAAGGAGCAUUGUUCUGACAACUAAAAGGAUGGGGAUUGAAUCGAAGGCGACAUUCGCUUACAAGCAGCGUCAUCUACACAUCAACUUUAUUAGUCAUCAUAGCAGUCUUCUUGGCGCUUACUCAGGGCACGUCUGCACUGCCAACGCUCUGGAAAGCGAACGAAGCCGUUGUGGAGUCAUGGACAGAGCCCUCAGUAUGGGAACGUGAUGGUACUGCACAAACUGAGCCAGAUUGGGACCAAAUUUGCGAGGA
Notodromas monacha is the source of this 744-nucleotide messenger RNA. Lineage: Eukaryota; Metazoa; Arthropoda; Ostracoda; Podocopida; Cyprididae. The record is from the annotation of a GenBank genome assembly.